Molecule: messenger RNA, 1404 nt
Organism: Saccostrea cuccullata (small rock oyster)
Lineage: Eukaryota; Metazoa; Mollusca; Bivalvia; Ostreida; Ostreidae
Product: zinc finger CCHC-type and RNA-binding motif-containing protein 1-like
Exons: 6
Coding region: 80-730 (216 amino acids)
Biological process (GO): mRNA splicing, via spliceosome
Cellular component (GO): U12-type spliceosomal complex
Molecular function (GO): zinc ion binding; RNA binding
Source: RefSeq, a predicted model, not a curated record
UAGAAGAAAUUGUAUAUCCCGUUGUAAUUUUCAGGAAAAUAAAAAUUCAGCUUGUAUUUAUUCAAUGAAUCGAGAAUAAAUGAGUGGCGGACUAGCCCCUAGUAAAAGUACUGUGUACGUGGGCAAUUUGCCUUUUUCCUUAACAAAUAAUGAUAUCCAUAAAAUUUUCGAGAAAUAUGGAAGGGUGGCCAAAGUUACAGUUCUAAAGGACAAUGAGAGAAGAAGUAAAGGCGUAGCAUUCAUUCUAUUUAUAGACAGAGACUCCGCCUUUAAGGCUGUAAGUGCCCUGAACAAAACUGAGAUGUUUGGAAGAACAAUAAAAUGCAAUAUUGCAAAAGAUAAUGGGAGAACUACAGAGUUUAUAAAGAGAAAGGAUUACCCUGAUAAAUCCAGAUGUUACGAAUGUGGUGAAGAAGGCCAUCUGAGUUACAAGUGUCCAAAAAAUCUCCUUGGAGAAAGGGAUCCACCUCCCAAGAAAGAAAGAAAGAGAAAGAAACAAAAAGAAGAGGAAUACGGUGAAGAAGAGGAAGACAGUGAUGAAGAGACUGAAGAUCCUGCCCUGGAAAGUCUGUCAGCAGCUAUUAAAUAUCAGCAACAACAGCUAGAUCGGGAGUCCUUGCAGUACGCUGCUUCUGCCUCCUCCCCUGUCCCUGAAGAAGAUGAACCACAGCGUAAAAAAUACAAAAAAGAUGCUUACUUCAGCGAUGAAGAGGAGUUUGAUGAUGGUUGAUACAAACUUUAGCAUAGGAAGAAGAAUUUAAAUUACGGUUGAUGUAAACUAGUGACUGCUCUUUCAUGGCUGUUUGCUUCCAUUUGAUACAGAGUUUUGUCAAUCAGGUGAAAAAGAUUUUUAUUUCAAAAGUUGAACAAUGUUUUCCCCAGCCCCUUAGAAUGUUAACAUUAAUUUUAUUAAUUUAUGUUUGAGUAAUAUAAAUUCCCUUCCCUUUGUUCAGAUUGUUAUUAUAUAGAACUACUUUACUGAUGUGGUUACAUUCACAAUGUAUGCAGAAAGAUUUAGAAUGGCCUCAAAUUUUAUGAUUGGUUUUAAAUUAAAAACCAGUACAUGUUUGCAUUAAGUUUAAUUUACUACAUGCUUGACAGAAAACUCUUCAUUGAAGCGUAUUUAUUUCUCGGUUUAUCUCAUAACAGCAUAAAAACAGAGCAAGUAAAAGCAGUCAGUGUACGUCUUUGGAAGCAUCUGUACAUGUAACUCACUGUAUCAAAAAGAUUUCAAUGUAAUAAUGUGUGUAUGAUUAUUUAAUUCAUACAGCAUUGAGGUGAUAUACAAACCACUUAGGCUGUGUAAAUUUAUUGAAACAGCACAGGAUGUUUUGCAUAUACAGGUAUCAUCCUUACCUCAUACCAUUUAAAUAACUUAUACAAUGAAAUAAAACAUAAUGCAUA